Durio zibethinus is the source of this 591-nucleotide messenger RNA. Its product is annotated as methyl-CpG-binding domain-containing protein 7. Gene Ontology annotation, molecular function: DNA binding. The record is from RefSeq and is a predicted model, not a curated record. NCBI's taxonomy places the organism in Eukaryota, Viridiplantae, Streptophyta, Magnoliopsida, Malvales, Malvaceae.
AUGAGGAGCAAAUCGUCACAAUCGAAGAAGACGCCACCUCCGGCGGCUAAAGAACGAGAGGCCCACGAUGCCAGCACAAUGCAAGUGCGGAUUGUGGAGCCCAAUCCGACCUCACCUGUAUUCAAAUCACCUAUCAAGUUGCCACGUGGUUGGGUCGUGGAGGAAAGGCCACGUGUUAACUCUGCAGCCCAUCCCGGCCGAGUUGACAGGUAUUACUCUGAACCUGGGUCUGGACGGCAGUUUCGUUCCCUCAUUUCUGUUCAAAAUUAUCUAUGUGAAGGGAUGGAAUAUACUCCUUCAACCCAGAGAGUGAAAUUUGACAGUAAAAAUUCUAUGCAAAUUGUGCCGCAUGUAUUCAAGAGUGCUACACCAUUCAGGCUGCCUCCUGGUUGGAUUGUUGAGGAAAAGCCCCGUAGCAAUGUUAGAUAUGCUGGAGUCAUUGACAGGUAUUACAUUGAGCCGGAGACAGGAAAGCGAUUUCGUUCCAUCAUAGCCGUUGAGAGAUACCUUGCAGAGAUGGAAGCAAGUGCAGCUGCUACCGAGGUACUAAAGGCAGAUGAUGCAUCUGAGCUUUUAAACUGUUGACUUUUG